GCCGCCAUUUUUUAGUUUUACUCAACAAACUUUUGCAGUGUCUAACUAAAAUUAGUAAUUUACCAAGCAAAAAUCUGAACUAUGGUCAGAGAAGGAAGACAAUACAGGAAAAAGUCGCGUAGUCGAUCAAGCAGCCCUCGCAGACGCGAUCGGGAUAGGUCAAGAAAAUCCCGAAGCAAGGAGAGGGAUAGGGAAUUAAAGAAGGCUAGAAGCAAAAGUCGAGAACGGACAAGACGGUCAAAGUCCAGAGAGAAACGCUCAAAGUCCCGCAAUAGAGACAAGCCACGUUCAUCCUCGAAGGACAAGGAUAAGCAGAGGUCGCGGUCGCGUGAUAGGGAUAGGGAUCGGGAUAGACGGAGGCGGUCGAAGAGUCACGAUAGAUCUCGCCGUCGCUCUCACUCGCGAAGUCGAGACGGGAGGAAGCGGUCUCGAACGAAAUCACCGGGAAAGAAAGGCAAGCACCAGAAAUCCAACGACAAGGACAAAGUCAAGUCUAAAGACGGGAGCGAGGAGAAGCAGACCGAGUUCCAGUUUGAUCCGCUGGACAAGGAGGCAGAACAGAAGCGUCUCGAAACGGAGAUGACGAGGAGGAGGGAGCGCAUCGAACACUGGCGCGCCGAGAGGAACAAGAAGAAGCUGGAGCAGGCGCGCACGAACAAGGACCUCCCGAUGCCGAUGUUCCCGGGGAAGAAGUGGUCGCUGGAGGAUGAAGAUGAGGAUGAACACGAGCACGUCGUCGUGGAACCAGAUGCUGAAUCUGGUGAUCAACAAGAGAACGGGACUGAGCCACAGGAAGACGUGGACCCUCUGGAUGCUUACAUGCAGGAGGUCAACAAUGAGGUGCGGACGAUCAUGGGUCACCACCACGUUGCGGGCAAGGACGCGAAGAUGGAGCGUGUGACGCGCAUCGUGAGUGUGGCCAAGGUCAAGGCUGAGGAGAAGAAGAAGGGAGAGCUGAUGCAGAACGACCAGGAUGCGAUGGAGUACUCGUCCGAAGAAGAAGAGGAGGACCUGAAGAAGAAGGCCAGUGCUCUGGAGGCGUCCAAGAGCACGGCUAAGAAGCUAGAGGCGGUCGACCACACCAAGGUCACUUACCAGCCGUUCCGCAAGAACUUCUACGUUGAGGUGCCGGAGAUUGCUCGCCUCUCCCCCGAAGACGUGGAGGUGCAGCGGCAGGAGCUGGAAUCAAUCGUCGUGAAGGGCAAGGGCUGUCCCAAACCCAUCUCACAGUGGGCGCAGUGCGGCGUCUCCAAAAAGAUCCUCGACUCCAUGAAAAAGCAGAACUACGAGACGCCGACGCCGAUCCAGGCGCAGGGCAUCCCGGCGAUCAUGGCCGGACGCGACGUGAUCGGCAUCGCGAAGACUGGAAGCGGAAAGACUAUCGCCUUCCUGUUGCCGAUGUUUCGCCACAUCAUGGAUCAACCGCCGCUCGAGACGGACGACGGCCCCAUCGCACUCAUUAUGACGCCGACGCGCGAGCUCGCGAUGCAGAUAUCGCGCGAGUGCAAGAAGUUCUGCAGGCAGCUGGGCGUGCACCCGGUCUGCGUGUACGGCGGCACGGGAAUCUCUGAGCAGAUCGCCGAGCUGAAGAGAGGAGCAGAGAUCAUCGUCUGCACACCGGGACGCAUGAUCGACAUGCUCGCAGCCAACAGCGGCCGCGUGACAAACCUGAAGCGAGUUACCUACCUGGUGCUCGACGAAGCUGAUAGAAUGUUCGACAUGGGAUUCGAACCGCAGGUGAUGCGCAUUGUUGAGAACACGCGGCCGGACCGGCAGACUGUCAUGUUCAGCGCGACGUUCCCGCGACCGAUGGAGGCUCUCGCUCGCAAGGUGCUCAACAAACCAGUGGAGGUGCAGGUGGGAGGACGCAGCAUCGUCGCCAAGGAGGUCGACCAGAAAGUGCUGCUGAUUGAUGAGGACGACAAGUUCUUCAAGCUGCUGGAGCUGCUGGGAGUCUACCAGGAGAAGGGCAGUGUGUUGGUGUUCGUCGACAAGCAGGAGAACGCAGAUAUUCUGCUGAAGGACCUAAUGAAAGCUUCGUACCCAUGCUUGUCCCUGCAUGGUGGCAUCGACCAGUUCGACCGAGACAGCACCAUCAUUGACUUCAAGAAUGGAAACAUCAGCCUGUUGGUGGCGACGUCUGUCGCAGCGCGUGGCUUGGACGUGAAGCAACUAGUGCUGGUGGUGAAUUACGAUUGUCCGAAUCACUAUGAGGAUUACGUCCACCGAUGUGGGCGGACGGGCCGGGCUGGCAACAAGGGCUCGGCCUACACGUUCAUCACUCCGGACCAGGAACGAUACGUCGGAGAUAUCCUGAGAGCGCUCGAGUUAUCCGGCGCACCCAUGCCGGAUGAACUCAUGGAGAUGUCCUCGACCUACAAGGACAGGAUGAAGUCGGAAGGAAAGAAGAGGGGGGGGGGGGCGGGCGUUUUCAAAGUAGCGGUGAAGUGCUUGUUCGGCGCGCCAAUGGCUAAAUGGACGGGAAACCGAACACCAGAUGGCGACAGAGAGGAAGAAACUGCAGAAGGCUGCUCUCGGCCUGCAGGAUUCCGACGAGGAGGACGCAGUCGAUAUCGACCAGCAGAUUGAGGACAUGUUCGCUAGCAAGAAGACUGUCAAAGACAUCACCGUCACCGUCAAAAACCAGAACUCGCAGUCAGGAGUCACGGUGGCGCCACCUGCCCAGC
Priapulus caudatus is the source of this 2687-nucleotide messenger RNA. Its product is annotated as probable ATP-dependent RNA helicase DDX46. Gene Ontology annotation, biological process: mRNA splicing, via spliceosome. The record is from RefSeq and is a predicted model, not a curated record. Gene Ontology annotation, molecular function: ATP binding; RNA helicase activity; nucleic acid binding. NCBI's taxonomy places the organism in Eukaryota, Metazoa, Priapulida, Priapulimorpha, Priapulimorphida, Priapulidae. The transcript has 18 exons. The coding region runs from base 82 to 2589 and encodes 835 amino acids. Gene Ontology annotation, cellular component: nucleus.